AGUUGUGCUGCCUGUGGCGGGGUUCGUUCCCGCAAUGGAUAUGGAGACACACGCGUGCUGCCUGGUGAUGCUGAGGGUGGCGUCCUUCGGGCGGAGAUACGCGCUGUUCUUGGCAAUGACGAGGUUCGAGGCCUCCGCGUGGACGCAAGACCAGCGUCUGAGGGUGGCCUUCUUCGCAUGGACUGCCGUUUACGUAGCAUUUCGUAG
Phytophthora nicotianae INRA-310 is the source of this 207-nucleotide messenger RNA. RefSeq lists its product as hypothetical. The transcript has a single exon. The record is from RefSeq and is a predicted model, not a curated record. Lineage: Eukaryota; Oomycota; Peronosporomycetes; Peronosporales; Peronosporaceae. The annotation marks the transcript as partial.